Molecule: messenger RNA, 3945 nt
Organism: Bubalus bubalis (water buffalo)
Lineage: Eukaryota; Metazoa; Chordata; Mammalia; Artiodactyla; Bovidae
Gene: FRMD5
Product: FERM domain containing 5
Exons: 15
Coding region: 411-1964 (517 amino acids)
Cellular component (GO): cytoskeleton
Molecular function (GO): cytoskeletal protein binding
Source: RefSeq, a predicted model, not a curated record
GUUUGGGACGCCAGAGGGCGGGUCUGACUUGGCUCGGUGCGACUGCUUUGCCGCGAUUGCUUCCCUGACCUGUCUAUCAUCGCAGUGUUCUGUUUCUAUUGGCUCUUCCAUCUGCCACUCGGUUCCGCCGCGCUGACCCCCAUUGGCCUCCCUCCGGCCGAGUCCCCGCCCCACGAGCAGGACACGGGCAGUGGGGCGCGGAGCAGAGCGAGUCCGGCGUUUGCUCUGGGCUGGGGGAAGGCGGUGGCGGAGAAGGAGGAGGAGCCGGGCCGGCAGGAGGCAGCGGCGGCGAUCGCGUUGGGGUGAUGGUGCAGGUGCUUGGGGCCGGCGCGGAGCUGCCCGGCUGAGGGGCGCCUGGUCCGGGGUCCGCAGCGCCGCCGCGUCUCUCCCGGAGGCGGGCGGGCGGGAAGAUGCUGAGCAGGUUGAUGAGCGGCAGCAGCAGGAGCCUGGAGCGCGAGUACAGCUGCACCGUGCGGCUGCUGGACGACAGCGAGUACACCUGCACCAUCCAGAGAGAUGCCAAAGGCCAAUACCUGUUUGACCUUCUCUGCCACCACCUGAAUCUACUGGAGAAAGACUAUUUUGGGAUCCGCUUUGUGGACCCUGAUAAGCAGCGGCAUUGGUUGGAGUUUACAAAGUCUGUGGUGAAGCAAUUGAGAUCCCAGCCUCCGUUCACCAUGUGUUUCCGUGUGAAGUUUUACCCUGCAGACCCUGCGGCCCUGAAAGAAGAAAUAACCAGGUAUUUAGUCUUUCUGCAGAUCAAAAGGGAUCUCUACCAUGGCCGCCUCCUCUGUAAAACAUCAGAUGCAGCCUUGUUAGCCGCUUAUAUCCUUCAAGCGGAGAUCGGGGAUUAUGACCCAGGAAAACACCCCGAAGGCUACAGCUCCAAGUUCCAGUUUUUCCCUAAACAUUCAGAGAAGCUGGAAAGGAAGAUUGCUGAGAUUCACAAGACAGAGCUCAGUGGUCAAACACCAGCAACGUCAGAGCUGAACUUUUUAAGGAAAGCUCAGACAUUGGAGACAUACGGAGUGGACCCCCACCCGUGUAAGGACGUGUCAGGAAAUGCUGCGUUUCUGGCCUUCACUCCUUUUGGGUUUGUUGUUCUGCAAGGAAACAAGAGGGUCCACUUCAUUAAAUGGAAUGAGGUGACCAAGCUGAAAUUUGAAGGAAAGACCUUUUAUUUAUACGUAAGUCAGAAAGAGGAAAAGAAAAUUAUUCUCACAUAUUUUGCUCCAACUCCAGAAGCCUGCAAGCACCUCUGGAAAUGUGGAAUCGAGAACCAAGCCUUCUACAAGCUGGAGAAGUCAAGCCAAGUGCGCACAGUGUCCAGCAGCAAUUUAUUCUUUAAAGGGAGCCGGUUCCGAUACAGCGGCCGAGUUGCGAAAGAAGUAAUGGAGUCCAGUGCCAAGAUCAAGCGGGAGCCGCCAGAAAUACACAGAGCGGGGAUGGUCCCCAGCCGCAGCUGUCCCUCCAUAACCCACGGCCCAAGGCUGAGCAGCGUCCCCAGGACCCGCAGGAGAGCUGUUCACAUCUCCAUCAUGGAAGGCCUCGAGUCCCUGCGGGACAGCGCCCACUCCACCCCAGUACGUGCCUCCUCCCACGGGGACACAUUCCUGCCUCACUCGAGAAGCAGCCGGGCAGACAGCAACGAGCGAGUUGCCGUGAUCGCGGACGAGGCUUACAGCCCUGCGGACAGCGUGCUGCCCACCCCUGUGGCCGAGCACAGCCUAGAGCUGAUGCUGCUCUCCCGGCAGAUCAACGGGGCGACCUGCAGCAUCGAGGAGGAGAAGGAGUCUGAGGCCAGCACCCCGACUGCCGCCGAGCUGGAGGCCCUUGGGGGCGAGCUGAGGGCCCUGUGUCAGGGGCACGGCAGGCCGGAGGAGGAACAGAGUGGGGAUCUGAAACGACCACUGCUACGGCAGCUAGAGCAGCAGGGGUGGGGUAAGUCUGUCCCCUUAGACUAGAUCCUAGGGAGCACCACCACGAGUUCUGUAUAAUGAACUUAGACUCCUGUGACUUUUUCUAAGGACCUCAAGACUUUCACAGUGCUCCAGAAGCAGUAGGUGAAUUCAGUGGCACCAGGGGUAGACAGCACUGUCAGACGCUGGACUAAGUACGGUUAACAGAAACCAGAGCUGAGGUACCGGAGAGACUGUUGAGAUCACACAGCAGUAAACUUAUUUUGUACACCCCUCGCCCCCUAGAAAAGACUAUUUCAAUUUAUAUUUUAACAAAAUAUUAUUUUCUUAUCAAUUCACCUUUUGUUUUUACUUUAUGGAGUAAGAAAAAUAGAGCCUGAUGAACUUAAAAGAUGCAAGAAAGAAACUGAUCCUGAGAAUGAAAAGCUUCAGAAAAUAGAAUUCCAAGAUCAACCAAACAGCCUUAGAAGGGACCAGGAAAAGAAUCUCUUUAAAUAAGAGUUCUAACAGAUGCCUCCAAAAGAAGGUGAACGUGGCAGAGACCAACACUUAGCUGUAGAAACACUGCCCCCUAGGGUCGUCAUCUGCACCAGGAAGACGAAAGCUGUAGGAAAACGCUGGCUGUCCUGGCUGGGAGCCGUGGAAGCAGGCGGAAGUGUGAAGGGCGAGUGUGGGGUCCGCGGCCCAAGCUCCACAACACUUACAGCCGCUCACACACAAGAACUUGUUUUCAUCUCAGGGAGAGAGUUCCAAGUCACGUGGGCUGGAGGGCGUGGGCAGGGCGGCCCGUGGACAGACUGCGGGCGCAGGACAGAGACGCACGUGCAGGUCUGCUUUGAGGUGGCAGAACCGUAUCCAUGUACAGAAUAUAACAGCCAUGGAAUAAACAGAGUUCUUUUUUAAGGUGGGUAUUUAUUACAGAAUUUUAAACGCCCUUUUAUCUAGACCAAGGGUCGGCAAACUUCUUCUGUAAAGUGCCAGGUAGUAAAUAUUUUUAAAUUUUGGUUUUGAAGGCCAUACUCUGUGGCAACUACUCUACUCUGCUGUCUGAGCACAAAAACAGCCACAGGUAAUACAUAAAGGAGCAAGGCUCUGUUCCAAUAGAAUGUUUAUUUAUAAAAACAGAUGGUGAGUUUCAAUUUGGCCCACAGGCCAGAAUUUGCCAACCCCAAUCUAGACAACAGAACUGUUUCUUAGCAGUGUGUGAGCAGGAGGGCCAGCUCUGCUGUGAUUUCUAACAGGUAAAGAUCCAGGAUCAUUUCCCAGUAGAGACGCUGGGCUUGCUUGUUUAAAGGGUGCUCGAACAACCAACCAGCAAAGAGAUGCCUGAUGCCACGAUGAGCAAGAUCAAGUACUGUAAUGCUAAUACAGCCAGAAUCGAAGCCUGGAAGAGAAGAGCCUGUCUGACCAUUUCCAUACCAGCAACAAUUUGGGCAGAAUUACAAACAUCUGUUUUCCAAGUGACAAGACAAAAACUGAGGGAGAUCCGAGUAAAGAUUAGGGAUCACUCAGAACCAGAUAGCCACUGCCACUUGUCAUCUACACAGGAAAGGCUUUACUAGCAGAGGACUUGAGUGAAAAGUAGACUCAAAGAGGACAAGGCUGUCAGGAGACACGGGGCUGGUUUUACCCUGGAUAUCUACUGUCUUAUGCAACAUAGCAGAUUACCUUUUAGUGUAGUGUUCCUACCUCAGUCUGUAGAAUAUGGUGUUUCUAUGCAGUGAGUGAUAGCCUCGACUCUGACCUUUCAUAUUCACAUUAACGGAAGAUGCAGUAUUGCAUAUCUUGGUAUGUUACUUGUAUCUAGAGUUCCAACGGUACAAUAGUCCACACCACUUCCAACAGCGGGAUUUGCUCUCUGAACAGAAACUUGUGGGUUAUAUUUUUCCUGAGCUUAUCCUACCUACAAAAUACAGAUAGAAAAGUCUCCUUCAAUUUGCUUUUCACAUAAUGCUUGAAUAACAAACCUCCUCUGUUAGUGACUAGUCUUUUUUGCUAUCUCCCCCAUCAUCAAAAGUUGUUCACG